CCGGGUUCCGGCCCCGAAGCGACGCGCUUCUAUCUCGGAGCGGGCAGUUGUGUUUGUUACGCUGAGCAGGAGAGAGUGACAGGGCAUGUCACUGUCCCACUUGUACCGGGACGGGGAAGGCCAAGGCCACAUGGACGAUGAGGACGAGCGGGAGAACUUUGAGAUCACCGACUGGGAUCUCCAGAAUGAAUUCAACCCCAACCGGCAGCGCCACUGGCAGACCAAGGAAGAGGCCACCUACGGAGUGUGGGCAGAGCGAGACUCGGAUGAAGAGAGGCCCAGCUUUGGGGGCAAACGGGCCCGCGACUACUCGGCGCCAGUCAACUUCAUCAGCGCGGGGCUCAAGAAGGGGGCGGCAGAAGAGCUGGAGCUGGAAGGCUCCGACGAUGAGGAGAAACCUGUUAAGCAGGAUGAAUUUCCUAAGGAUUUCGGACCAAAGAAGUUAAAAACGGGUGGCAAUUUUAAACCCAGCCAGAAAGGUUUUGCAGGAGGAACCAAGUCUUUCAUGGAUUUUGGCAGCUGGGAAAGACACACAAAAGGAAUUGGACAGAAGCUUCUUCAGAAGAUGGGCUAUGUCCCUGGAAGAGGCCUAGGGAAGAAUGCACAAGGUAUCAUCAACCCAAUCGAAGCCAAGCAGAGAAAAGGGAAGGGCGCCGUGGGGGCAUAUGGCUCGGAGCGCACCACUCAGCCCCUGCAAGACUUCCCCAUGGCUGACUCCGAAGAAGAAGCCGAGGAGGAAUUUCAGAAGGAGCUCAGCCAGUGGAGGAAAGACCCCAGUGGAAGCAAGAAGAAGCCCAAAUACUCUUACAAGACAGUGGAAGAGUUGAAAGCCAAGGGCAGGAUUAGCAAGAAGCUCACUGCUCCCCAGAAGGAGCUUUCUCAGGUCAAGGUCAUAGACAUGACGGGCCGGGAGCAGAAGGUCUACUACAGCUACAGCCAGAUCAGCCACAAGCACAGCGUCCCCGACGAUGGGCUCCCGCUGCAGUCCCAGCAGCCGCCGCAGCCCGGCAAGGAGGCCAAGGCCCCCGGCUUCGCGCUGCCGGAGCUGGAGCACAACCUGCAGCUGCUCAUCGACCUCACAGAGCAGGAGAUCAUCCAGAACGACCGGCGGCUGCAGCACGAGCGGGACACAGUGGUCACCCUGUCCCAUGAGCUGGAGAAGAUGUCGGAGGUCCUGGAGCAGGAGCAGCGGGUCAUCUCCAACCUGAGCAAAGUCCUGGAGCUCGCGGAGGAGUGCGAGCGGCGCCUGCAGCCCAGCUGCAGUGACCCCCUCACCCUGGACGAGUGCGCCCGCAUCUUCGAGACCCUGCAGGACAAGUACUACGAGGAGUACAGGAUGUCCGACCGCGUGGACCUGGCCGUGGCCAUCGUCUACCCGCUCAUGAAGGACUACUUCAAGGAGUGGGACCCCCUCAAGGACUGUACGCACGGCACCGAGAUCAUCUCCAAGUGGAAAAGCCUCUUGGAGAACGACCAGCUGUUGUCCCAUGGGGGGCAGGACCUCUCGGCAGAUGCCUUCCACAGGCUGAUAUGGGAAGUCUGGAUGCCAUUUGUUCGAAAUAUCGUCACUCACUGGCAGCCGAGGAACUGUGACCCGAUGGUGGACUUUCUGGAUAGCUGGGUGCACAUCAUUCCCGUGUGGAUCUUGGAUAACAUCCUGGACCAGCUUGUCUUCCCCAAGCUGCAGAAGGAGGUGGAAAACUGGAACCCGCUGACAGACACCGUCCCCAUCCACUCGUGGAUCCACCCGUGGCUACCUCUCAUGCAGGCACGCCUGGAGCCGCUCUACUCCCCCAUCCGCAGCAAGCUGGCCAGCGCCCUGCAGAAGUGGCACCCCAGCGACUCCUCGGCCAAGCUCAUCCUCCAGCCCUGGAAAGAUGUCUUCACCCCCGGCUCCUGGGAAGCAUUCAUGGUCAAGAACAUAGUGCCCAAACUGGGGAUGUGCCUCGGGGAGUUGGUCAUCAACCCCCACCAGCAGCACAUGGAUGCUUUUUAUUGGGUCAUCGACUGGGAAGGGAUGAUCUCUGUCUCCAGCCUGGUGGGGCUUCUUGAAAAGCACUUCUUCCCCAAGUGGCUUCAGGUGCUGUGCUCCUGGCUCAGUAACAGCCCAAAUUACGAGGAGAUCACCAAGUGGUACCUGGGUUGGAAGUCCAUGUUCUCAGACCAAGUGCUGGCGCACCCAUCUGUCAAGGACAAAUUUAACGAGGCACUUGAUAUCAUGAACAGGGCGGUGUCCUCCAAUGUCGGUGCCUACAUGCAGCCCGGAGCACGGGAGAACAUCGCCUACCUCACCCACACGGAGCGGCGGAAGGACUUCCAGUACGAGGCCAUGCAGGAGCGACGCGAGGCUGAGAACAUGGCCCAGAGAGGCAUCGGCGUGGCUGCCAGCUCCGUGCCCAUGAACUUUAAAGACCUCAUUGAGACCAAGGCCGAGGAGCACAACAUCGUCUUCAUGCCCGUCAUCGGGAAGCGACACGAAGGGAAGCAGCUGUACACCUUCGGCCGCAUCGUCAUCUACAUCGAUCGGGGCGUGGUGUUCGUGCAGGGGGAGAAGACCUGGGUGCCCACCUCCCUGCAGAGCCUGAUUGACAUGGCCAAGUAGACCGCGGCACCUGCCACGGACGGAUUUGUGAAUAGACACACAGCAUUUUA
Messenger RNA from Kogia breviceps (pygmy sperm whale), 2652 nucleotides. It is a transcript of the gene TFIP11, whose product is annotated as tuftelin interacting protein 11. Lineage: Eukaryota; Metazoa; Chordata; Mammalia; Artiodactyla; Physeteridae. Gene Ontology annotation, cellular component: U2-type post-mRNA release spliceosomal complex. Gene Ontology annotation, biological process: spliceosomal complex disassembly. The record is from RefSeq and is a predicted model, not a curated record. Gene Ontology annotation, molecular function: nucleic acid binding.